Messenger RNA from Acipenser ruthenus (sterlet), 4477 nucleotides. RefSeq lists its product as uncharacterized. The record is from RefSeq and is a predicted model, not a curated record. NCBI's taxonomy places the organism in Eukaryota, Metazoa, Chordata, Actinopteri, Acipenseriformes, Acipenseridae. The transcript is spliced from 6 exons. The coding region runs from base 358 to 3693 and encodes 1111 amino acids. Gene Ontology annotation, biological process: Notch signaling pathway; protein ubiquitination. Gene Ontology annotation, molecular function: RNA binding.
CACUUUGCACAUGCCCAGUACAGACCGAAAUGCUUAUUUAGAGGAGGUGGAUGAGGUCCUGUAACAUCAGCAUGGAUUAUGCGGUUGUUAUGUUGUAACAUCGACAUGGAUUUCUCCAUGUUAACUGAGAAUUAGUCCUAAACGUUUUUCUUUUUCAACCCGGUCGCGGAUAUUUGUUUCUGUGUACAUCGUCAACUAUCUUAACUGUAGAAAUUAGAGCUACUGCAAGAAAAUAGCUCAAGAUAAGUGGUGCCACCUAAUGGUUAAACAUAAACAACACCGCAUUUUCACUUUCAUUUUCUUGUAAGUGCGUUUUCAUUUCCUUCUGUUGAUCGUCAGCCAGGUUAUAUAUACACGAUGACAGCAGAUGGGAAAACGGUUUUAGUGGAAGGUCUACCGACAGAUAUUUUAGAGGAUAGACUGGCAGACAAACUGUCUAUCCACUUCUUAAGAAAUCGAAAUGGAGGUGGAGAAAUAACCAACAUCACAUUUCCAGAGGAAUCACCUGGAACUGCCCUCAUAACCUUUGAAGAAAAUGAAGUGGCACAGAGAGUCUGUCGCAUGAGGACUCACAUGUUAUCUGUGGAUGAGAAGAAGUAUGGAGUCCAGGUUAGCAUGCACUGCACUGAAGUCAACCCAGAUGAGAUCUUUCUCAGAGUUUCCAUGCUAAUAGACUAUCGGCGAAUUCCAGAUGGAAAAAGGGUGAUUAAGCAUCUGAAGAAGAACUUCCCAGACGUGCAGUUCAGCUUCGAGAAAGAGGAGCUGUGCAAUGUAAAAGGGGCGUUUUCAGAAAUACAGGAUCUAGCCAAUGAAGUGCUGAGCCUCUUUGAGACUGGGGAACCAAAGCCUGUUAAGAAGAAUAAAAAGAGUCAAGGUGCUGUUGGAAGCGUAUUCAGAAAAGGUGAAAAAAAGACAGAAUCCACAGCAUUAGCUCAGCCACCUGGCUUUGACACUCAAAGUCCCACUUUCCUUAUUGACAAUGAAGAUUUGCAUGUUGAAAAUGGAAGGGGUGUGGUAGCAAAAGAUACUCUUGAGGACUACUCACUGAUCAUGGAUUCUGACAUCUACAGAUACAUCCAGAAACACUGGAAUGAGAAAUAUGUGCAGGUCCUGUGUAAACACAAAGUGGAAGUGGUGGAUGUUAGCACCAAAGAUAUUACCACAUUGUACCUGCAGUCCGAUUCCGAGACUUCAGGGAGCCUGAUCGACUUGCAGCAAGCUCAUGAGGAUCUGGGGAACCUAUACCAAGAGUUAGAAACCAAACUACGCAAAGAACAGAUACCAAAAAAGGAGGUAUCAUCCAAUAUAAACUAUCUAAAGAAAGUAUACGAGUAUGUCCAGACUCUUUUCCCCCAAAUCCUUUUGAAUGAGGAUGACACCAACAUAUACAUGAUAGGCAGCUCUUGUGAUGUCUCAGAAGCCAAGCAGCACAUUCAGGAUUUAACAAUUGAGGAGCAUUCAUCAAGAUUAGAGAGACAGACAUCUUAUCAAGGCUUGCAGGACACACUUCAUACAGGCAGCAGGAAACUGCAGGAUCCAAAUUAUAAAGAUUCGAAGCCACUUGGUACAAUAAAGCCUGAAGUGUCAAAAGAUUUGGCACCCAGUUUUGCCAGCUGCAAAGAACCUUUGAUGAAGGACAUCUCUAAGGGAUUUCAAGUGUUUUCAAGUGGCGGUUUAUACCUGAAAGAUCUAAAAGGUCCCGAUCGAACCAGUGAGGACAUACUUUUUAAGAAAUAUGAGGGAUCUUCCACCAUUAGUGGAAUCAAAGACCGAAAGCUCUUCCAGACUAUUGGACAAGCCAGAAGCACAGGUCCCAUAAAACCUUUUCAGAUGACAGCUUCAUCGAACACACUUCACCACAUGGACCUGUUAGGCGCCAGAAAUUCUCUGUAUGACACAAACGCAGCCAGUACAUCACAGACCUAUGAAUUCCAACCAGUGCUCAGAAGAGCCAACAGCUUUUCUGGUGUUAGCCAAUCCAAAGAGGACAAGUCUGCUGGUUUGAAUGAAGUGACAGAAAGCAGAAGUAAAAAAAGUAACAGUGGUCCAAAGAAGGAAGGUCUCUUCAGUGAGGACAUUUCAUUGGCUAGGAUGACAUGGCUUUAUAUAAAAGAUAUCUAUGGCCCUAAUAUUGCAAAGCUGACAUCAGCUGAGGGAAUUCAAAUGAAUGAGACCAUCACAGGUAAUGCUACAAAACUCGUAAUCAGGGGAUUUGACCAAGUUAAGGUUAGCAAUGCCAAGCGGGGUAUUUCCUUAAUCUGUUCAAAGGUAUCAACAGAUUUUGCAACUAAAGAAAUUAGUUUUUCUCAGAUGGGUAUUACAGAUUCAGAUGACAUUUUGCAACUGUGGUGCACUGAAGUAGAAAAGAAGUAUGGAAAUGUGAAAAUAAUCAAAUCACCACACAGUCUUUGUAUAAUGGGCCCAAAGGAUCAAUGUUUAGAGCUUACAGAUAUUCUGCAAGAACUUGUCAAAGACAGAAUUUUGAAACCCCAGAAGACACACACUGGAGGUUCUCUCUUUUCCUCCUCAUCUGUGACAAAAACACAUCAAGAAAAGGAGCAGGAAAGCAUAUCAAAAGUAGAGGAUUAUCUGAAGGACCAGGGUUUUCCUUGGAGUAAACACAACUCACUCAAAGGCGGUCUUCAGCAGGACAAGCAAACUAAUAGUGCAAAUGGAGAUAAUGUGAAAUAUACACAUAGCACACAAACUCACAACCAGAAAGAACCUGAAAAUCAGACUCCAAAUGAUGUCCAGAAAUCCCCCAGACAUCAAACAGCCAUGGAACAAAAGGACCAGAGUAAUUUAACUUCAAAAGUGAAGAAAGAUCCUACUUUAACCUUGGAUAAAAAAGAGAAGGAAAAUCCUGUGUCUAAUGUUAAGAAACUAGAAAAAGAACCCGUGGUAAAAGAGACACUCAAACCAACAAAAACCCUCAACAACAAGUUAAUCACUGAAAGCCAUCACAAGAAAGCAGAUAUAACCAUGGCUUCACAUGCACUUAAAACUGACAGUUGCCCACAGUCUUUACCAACAUGGGCAUACAGUACUCAGCAGACAAACCUCCUCAGAAAGAAUGAUGAUUUAAACAGUGAUGUUCAGGAGGAAGACUCCACUCUCAGGCUUCAACUUAGAAAUCCUGCAGUCGGCCAGGAUGCACAAGACCUGAAAGAAACUGAUCAAGCAUGCUUGUACUGUAAAAAAGAGCAGGGUCAAAAUAUACGCAGGAAGUGUGGCCUUGCUCUUUGUACAGAUUGCCAGCUUGAGAGGCAUGCAUCAUGCAGGGUGUGUUCUAUACCCAAUGGCUCAGGUAUCAAGGGGACUGUGAACGUCUAUGAACUGAGUACAGGCUUAAGUGGAUUCAGCAGAUGCACAACUCUGAAGAUAACGUAUAACAUCAUUGAUGGUAUUCAGGGAACAGGUGAUCCAAACCCUGGAAAUCCUUACAAAGGGGGACAGUUUCAGGGUUUUCUGCCGGCGACUGCUAAAGGGAAUGAGCUGUUGAGGUUACUGAUGAAGGCAUUUAAUCAAGGGCUGACAUUCAAAAUUAAAACAUGCGAUUCUGGAGACAUGGUAACAUGGGGUCAAAUUCCACAUAAAACUAAAAUGGAAGGUGGAAAAUCAGCCAGUGGAUACCCAGAUGGCAGCUAUCUUGUUCAUCUAACAGAAGUUCUUAAGAUGCUUGGAAUUGAAUGAAAAGAAAUGAAAAAUGGGGUCCAUUGCAAAGCAAGGAAAAAUUGACCAUUUGAACCUGGAAGAACUAGUCAAAUCUACAGCAGUGAAUUUGGCCAGGUUUUGAAGCAAGUGCAGUGGUUCCCCCCAUUAAAGUUAUAAGACUAUGAGAAGCACCUCAAAAGGGGACCUACUGUACUUUAAGAAUUUAUUAAUGUUAGAUUUUUUUUUUUUAAAUGUAAAGUUUUUGUGAAGUCCCAGCAUGUGCAAGGUUGUGCAAAUUAAUAACAGCAGGGUCUAUUUCAUCUAAAUAGUGGUGUACAACUACCCUAAAAAUAUAUAAAACCCAAUAUUUUUGGACCUGUAUUUUGUAUUGUAUUUAGUGAUGUUAAGGUGGUCAAUAAAUCACUGCUGGUAUUUAUAUCCACGCAGUUUAGAUCAUUCAAAUAUACCCCAGUACGUUAGUUACAAAGGCUGUAUUGGGUUAGAAAUGUUAUGCGAUGUCAAAGUUUUCCCAUGCUUUGACAUGUUUUUAUUAUUUUUUUUUUUUAAUAUGCUUUACUGUACCUUUCUGGGCUUAACCAUACUUUCAAUAUUCUUUAUUACACUUUGCUAUGCAUUUACUAUGAGGAAACUUUCAUAAAGGAAGUUAAAAAAAAAAAAAAGUUGACAUUGUAGUGCAGUGUUUUACCUUAAAUGUAAAGUCAAUAGUUACCAUGUUUGACCAACACAUUUUAUGUUCUGCUACAGCUUGUGUUUAUAUUGUUACUAACUAAAGAUUUAGAAAUAAAAGAAACUUAAAUUCAAA